Messenger RNA from Guillardia theta CCMP2712, 540 nucleotides. RefSeq lists its product as hypothetical. Bases 1 to 540 code for a protein of 179 amino acids. The record is from RefSeq and is a predicted model, not a curated record. The transcript is spliced from 7 exons. Lineage: Eukaryota; Cryptophyceae; Pyrenomonadales; Geminigeraceae.
AUGUCCCUGCAAAGAUUUGACGACGCGAUCUCCAUAUUUCACUCUAGCAAGAAUAUAGCAACUAGCUGCGGGUAUGUAGCUCAAGCGCAAUUUGUAGAUGGAUUAAUCUCUGAGGCUCAAUCUAAAGCACAGUCUGGUCAGAAUGGAAUAAGGUCCAACAGUAUUCAGCAGCUAUCACUGGAAUCGAGGGACGAUGAUCACAUUCAGAGGACUUUUGCACGGAGCUUUGUUGAGAAGGAGCUGAUUGUAUUGGUUUUGAACGACCAAAAAGAGACCUCGGACAAUGCUUUUAGCACUGAAAUCAUGAAGGCCCUCAAGUCUCUGAGCAUUGCGUGCGAAUUUCUGAAUGUAAGGAACAACGAAAGCUUAAUCAAUGCAUUCAAGAAGGUGUUGUUUUGUUCGUUUAUUUUCUUUUGUCUCCAAGUUUUUUCCACCUUGUUUACGAACCUUUUCUGGAAAGUUGCUGGGAGGACGCGAGGACGUGGUGGAACUCUCAAGGAAGGGGAGGCUAAAGGAAGUAAUAACGUCUGCUUUGCCUGA